AUGACCCAACGAUCUUCUGUCACCAUCAAGUCAGGAGGCACUCGGAACUUCAGUGCUUCUUCGGCCAGCCUCCUCCCAGGCUGCCGGCCCAGCUUCAGCUCUGUCUCUGUGUCCCAGGGUGGAAAGAGCUUUGGGGGUGGUUUUGGGGGUGGUUUCGGGACCAGGAGCCUCCACAGCUUUGGGGGUAGCAAGAGAAUCUCCAUCAGUGGAGGCUACUGCUCCAACCGGGCUGGUGUUGGGGGUGCUGGCUAUGGGCUGGGUCUUGGAGGCAUGGGCUACAGGGUUGGGGGAGCCUUUGGUGGGCAUGGAUUUGGAGCCGGGAUGAUGACUGGCUCUGGGGGCAUCCAGGAGGUCACCGUCAACCAAAGCCUCCUGACCCCCCUCCACCUGGAGAUUGAUCCCUCUCUCCAGCGGGUGCGAAAGGAGGAGAAGGAACAGAUCAAGACCCUCAACAACAAGUUUGCCUCCUUCAUUGACAAGGUGCGGUUCCUGGAGCAGCAGAACAAGGUCCUGGAGACCAAAUGGAGUCUCCUGCAGGAACAUAAAACCACCAGGGCCAAUAUCGAGCCCAUGUUUGAAGCCUACAUCAGCAACCUGAGGCGGCAGCUGGACUGCCUGGGUGGAGAGCGGUCUCGGCUGGAGACGGAGCUCAAGAACAUGCAGGACGUGGUAGAAGACUUCAAGAACAAAUAUGAAGAAGAAAUCAACAGGCGCACAGUGGCAGAGAAUGAGUUUGUGGUGCUCAAGAAGGAUGUGGAUGCUGCCUACAUGAACAAGGUGGAGCUGGAGGCCAAGGUGGAUGCCUUAAUGGAUGAAAUCAACUUCUUGAGAGCUUUCUAUGAUGCGGAGCUGGCUCAGCUUCAGGCCCAGAUCUCAGAAACCUCCGUGGUCCUGUCCAUGGACAACAACCGCAAGCUGGACCUGGACAGCAUUAUCUCUGAGGUCAAGGCCCAGUACGAGGACAUUGCCAACCGCAGCCGAGCUGAGGCCGAGUCCUGGUACCAGAUCAAGUACGAGGAACUGCAGCGGUCCGCUGGCCGCCAUGGCGAUGACCUCCGCACCACCAAGAUGGAGAUCUCCGAGCUGAACCGCGUGAUGCAGAGGCUGCGCUCUGAGAUCGAUAACCUGAAGAAGCAGUGUACCACGCUCCAGAAUGCAAUCGCUGAUGCCGAGCAGCGUGGAGAGCUGGCCCUCAAGGAUGCCAAGCACAAGCUGGCUGAGCUGGAGGACGCCCUUCAAAAGGCCAAGCAGGAAAUGGCCCGGCAGCUGCGUGAGUACCAGGAGCUCAUGAACGUCAAACUGGCCCUGGACAUAGAGAUCGCCACCUACCGCAAGCUGCUGGAGGGCGAGGAGUGCAGACUCACUGGGGAAGGUGUCGGACCUGUGAACAUCUCCGUGGUUUCCUCCACCGGGGGCACAGGCUACAGUGCAGGUGGCGGUGGCCUCUGUGUGGCCGGAGGCGGCUACAGCAGCAGCCUGGGCUAUAGCGGGGGCGGCGGCUUCAGCUCCACCAGUGGUCGCAACAUGAGCGGCAGCAGCUCCAGCGUGCGCAUCAUCUCCAAGACAUCAUCCACCAAGAAGAGUUACCGGAGCUAA
Suricata suricatta (meerkat) is the source of this 1596-nucleotide messenger RNA. RefSeq names its product keratin, type II cytoskeletal 5-like. Gene Ontology annotation, biological process: keratinization; intermediate filament organization. Gene Ontology annotation, cellular component: keratin filament. The record is from RefSeq and is a predicted model, not a curated record. NCBI's taxonomy places the organism in Eukaryota, Metazoa, Chordata, Mammalia, Carnivora, Herpestidae. Bases 1 to 1596 code for a protein of 531 amino acids. The transcript is spliced from 9 exons. Gene Ontology annotation, molecular function: structural constituent of skin epidermis.